CCUCUCUCGAGCUGGAGACUCCGGCUCCCCUUCGGAUCUCAGUCCGGUAACAGAGGGACACUGGAAUGGACACGGAAGGGAGUCAGAGCAGCCUGUCGUCCUCCGCGCAGGACUCCCCGCACGACCCCUGCAAGAUGUUCAUCGGCGGCUUGAGUUGGCAGACGACACAAGAGGGGCUGAAUGAGUACUUCUGUAAAUUCGGAGAGGUGAAGGAUUGCAUGGUGAUGCGGGAUCCGGUUACCAAGCGCUCGAGGGGGUUUGGGUUUGUCACCUACCUGGAUCAAACCGGUGUGGAUAACGUUUUGGCCCAAAACCGACACGAGCUGGAUUCAAAAACCAUUGACCCGAAAGUGGCUUUCCCGCGCAGAGCUCAACCCAAACUGGUUACAAGAACAAAGAAGAUUUUUGUUGGAGGACUUUCAGUCAACACCACCAUUGAAGACGUCAAGCAGUAUUUCGAUCAGUUUGGAAAAGUCGAUGACGCAAUGCUCAUGUUUGACAAAACCACCAACAGGCACAGAGGGUUUGGCUUUGUGACGUUUGAGAAUGAAGAUGUUGUUGAGAAGGUCUGUGAGAUCCACUUCCAUGAGAUCAACAACAAGAUGGUGGAGUGUAAGAAGGCUCAGCCGAAGGAAGUGAUGUCACCGGUGGGGACGGCCCGCGGGCGCUCUAGAGUGAUGCCCUAUGGGAUGGAAUCCUUCAUGUUGGGAAUCGGCAUGUUGGGUUAUCCCGGAUUCCAGACGGCCACAUACACCAGUCGCGGAUACCCGGGAAUCACACCAGGAUACACCUAUCAGUUCCCAGAAUUCCAUUUAGAGCGGACGCCGCUUCUGACGUCCACACACCCCUCUGAGAUCACAGCCAUUCCACUGACAGCGUACGGACCAAUGGCAGCGGCCGCAGCAGCAGCAGUGGUCAGAGGCUCCACCCCCUCGCGUGCUGCCUUUCUGAGUACCAGCAGUCCUGGGCCAAUGGCAGACCUGUACGCAGCAGCCAAUCAGGAUUCAGGAGUGAGUGGCUACAUCAGUGCGGCAAGCCCCGCCCCCAGCGCAGGGUUCAGCCACGGCCUUGGGGGUCCUUUGAUCGCCACCGCAUUCACCAACGGUUACCACUGAAGACCCUCCACUGGACCUCCAGCGCCGGACGAAUGAUGAUGAUGUCACGAGCAUCUGCGGUCCUUCGCAUUUCAUUUUCCCUUUACUCUACUAACAUCACCUUUAGUUUCCAUCUGUUUCUCCGGCGGCCUGUGUGACGUGCUGUCACGUGCCCGAAAAUAAUGCUGUUUGAUUGUACACGGGGAAACACGCAAGGAAUUUUAUACUCCACCGUUUUUAUUUGACAAGUUUUUCCAGUUUGUUCUGUUGUUGUUUUUUUGCUGAAUGUGUUUGAAUGUUUUUACUGUACUCAUGCUGUAACGGACGGAGAGAGCUGAGAAACACAUCCGGAGUGUUUUUCAUAUUGAGGUUCAUAACUAAUGUAAACAACCAUGAACAAAUUUACUACACAAGAACAGGACAAAAAAUGUAUAUUUUGGUACGUUUUUAAGUGCGCGGCAUUGGUCAAAUUAUUUGGAAGCGUCGUGAGCUAAAAGAGUUUUUAUAUUUUUUGCUAAAUUAGGUUUUUACGUGAGGGGCCUUGAUUCAUGAAAUUAGCAGCGUGUGUAAAUCCGUCAUACGUGUGAUUUACAGUCAUGUCAUGAAUGAAGCUCAAUGUCUGUAUAUACUGUACAUAUCUUGUGGGUUUUUGUGGGCGGGGUUUUGACUUUCUCAGACUCUCAUUGGACCGUUGACUCUCUCACUUUGUUCUGAACUCUAGCGUGCUGUCUACAUGGAUGACGUUUAAAGACAUGGAGGAUAACAGAAAGCAUUUAACAUUACACACUUGUCGUCAUUCAUGUUUAAGAUCAUGUUUAAGCAAUAUUCUCUUUUCAGUUUUAUAUCUGUGUAUGUGAGCAAUAAACACUGGAGUUUGGGCGCUAGUGUUUGGAACAAAGUGUUUGAGCGGAAAUAACUACAGAACAUGAUGAUGAUGAUGAACACAUUCACGUGUUCCUGGCUUUGUGCAUGUGACACCAAAUACAACAUAUAGAUUGUGUUUUGUGGAAGGUUUGUUUCUUCACUUUCCUUCAUUUCUACUCGUUCUCUUUCAGUUUUUCAGGUUUUUUUGUGAAAACUGUUUUUAAUGUUUGCUAUCAAUGAUGAGGCGUCUGGUCGUGUAUUCUUGAAAGAUCAAAGGGAACCUCAGACAGUGAGGAGUGCUGAUGUGUGGACAUAUAUAUUAUAUACUGUAUAUAUCACAUGUUUUGCGCAGUGUAACACUAUUGUACAUUUCUCUCUCUCUCUUCUUAUGUUUUAGACGGUACAAUGCUGUUUUUUUUAAAUGAAGGACAAAUGUUUAAAGCAAUGUAGUCGGAGCGCUGUUACAUCUCAGUAAGUGUCCUGUUUUUUGUGUGUUUUUUCUGGUCGUGCGUGUGUUACGAUGCGAGCGCACGCACACACACACACAUGUUGAGAGUUCAUCACUGAAGUACAGAUGAACACAUGUGCGCUGGUUUAGAUGAAUUGAGUCUGUCAGUGAUCUGCUGUAAUGUUCAUGUUUCCAGCCUCACACUACACAAUAUUUGAAACUGGGUUGUGUGAUGGGUUUGUUUUGUUGUGUGUUUAUACUCUACAGAAAGCUCUGCACCACACGCACUGGAACUCUUUAACCAUCUGAAGCAAUAAGUUCUGUUUGAACUGACCGAGGCAUUCAAAUUAUUUUUCAGAAGAGAAGCUCUAUUUUUCAAGACCUGUUUUAACUCCUUUCUCAGAUUUUGACAGUACUUGUUGUUGAUGUUUGUUUGGAUGAUUUGUAAAAGGGGCGGGGCUCUGGGAUCAGGAACUGAACUGGAAAGCAUCAGGGGGUAACGCUCUGUCUGUCGCCACGGAGACGUGCUUCAUCACUGUGACCUGAUGCUCGUAUAGUCCACUCUCCCUUGACUGUAUUUUUUUAUUUUCCACCUCUGGAAAUGUUCAAAUAAAAGAUCCUAAUAAAUUAUUUUUAAGCAUU
Molecule: messenger RNA, 3048 nt
Organism: Triplophysa dalaica
Lineage: Eukaryota; Metazoa; Chordata; Actinopteri; Cypriniformes; Nemacheilidae
Product: RNA-binding protein Musashi homolog 1-like
Exons: 14
Coding region: 66-1115 (349 amino acids)
Cellular component (GO): cytoplasm
Molecular function (GO): RNA binding
Source: RefSeq, a predicted model, not a curated record